Messenger RNA from Capsaspora owczarzaki ATCC 30864, 4006 nucleotides. RefSeq lists its product as hypothetical. Gene Ontology annotation, cellular component: nucleus. The transcript has 2 exons. Gene Ontology annotation, biological process: regulation of transcription by RNA polymerase II. Bases 91 to 3846 code for a protein of 1251 amino acids. Lineage: Eukaryota; Filasterea; Ministeriida; Capsasporidae. Gene Ontology annotation, molecular function: histone binding; nucleosome binding. The record is from RefSeq and is a predicted model, not a curated record.
UUAGAAUCUUCGCCCGCCCCACAAGCACUCAACGACGCGAGCCAGACAAUCACUCACUCGGUGUGCGCCUGCUCCUCCUCCUCGUGCCCAAUGCCGAACGUUAUCGAGCAUUUGGUAGGCGGCGGCAAGCAGUGCAACAUCUGCUUGCUGAAAAGUCCGAGCUCCUGGGACGACAACGAGGACGAGCCAGACUAUUACGACUCGGAUUCGUCUGUGGAGGCCGAUCGCGACGUGUCGAUUGACUUUGUCACUUGCGCCGCGCCAUCAUGCAAGCUCGUUGUGCACCGCGGAUGCUACGGCGUGGCCACGUACGAUAGCUCGCGGCCGUGGUAUUGUGAUCCGUGCGCUGAAGAACUCGCAUGGAAUCGGUUUAUCAGCGCAACAUCCCCGUCCUGUGCCCCCGUGAGUACGACUAGCGAACAUUCAGAAGCAGCAGCAGCAACAGCAACAACAUCAGCAGCAUCAGCAACAUCAGAAUCAUCCCCGCCCGCCCCUACCUCGGCUGGAACGGAUGCAGUGUCAAAUUUGCUCGGCAUGUUCGAACAGGCAACCCCGUUCCCAAAACCAAAGUGUCUGCUUUGUCCCAACAGCGGAGGCGCCUUCAAGCGCACCGUGGUAGGGGACUCGUGGGUCCACGUCAUUUGCGCCCUGUGGGAGCGCCAAGUCACCUUCUCGGACAAGCGCAACAUGCUGGGCGUCGACACGGACGGCGUCGAUGAUUGGCGAUGGGGUUUGCCUUGCUCCGUGUGCCAAUUGUAUGGCCGCCCACAGCAGGCGUGCUGUGCCGGGUUGUGUGUGGACUGCGAGGUGCCUGGUUGCGAAACCCGGUUUCACGCCACCUGCGGCCAAAAUUACAACUUGCUCACACUUGUCGAAGUCAACAACUCGGCCGGUGAGCUCAAAACUGCGUUUCUCGCGUUUUGCGAAAAGCACAACUCGCGGUCGCGGCACCAGCAGCACGCUCUUGCCGCGUUGAAGGAGUCGGAAACCGCUGCCGCCUUGGACGAUGCGUCGCUCCCGCGGAACAUGUUGGCCUUGCAGCAAUGGCAGCAACGAGGUCGAGGCGCCGCUGACAAGGCCGGCCGACGCACUGCCGCGAAAGCACCACGCCGAAGCACGCCGUCCGCCCAGUCCGGGCCGCGGCGGUCGAGACUUGCCUCAACAUCGUCGCUCCACCGCGAAUCUUCCGCUUCCUCGUCGGACGGCUCGUCGUCCUCUGGCGAUGACGAGGAAACCGCCGAGCACCCGUCCCAACGAGACCGCAAGCCAACAGCAACAACAACAACAACAGCAACAACAACAACAACGCACGCGCCUUCCGCGAGCACGGCAGCGAAAGGAGGGCCGCCCGGUGCCUCUCGCAAGCGACCGUCAGCCAAGGACUCUGCCACCACUCCAGACGCAGAGGCUGCGGCUGCACCCCUUCCCCCAUCCAUUACAGCUGCCAUUCAGGCCCUUGUCGCCGCCUCGGCGGCCCAAAAUGCCGCAGCCGCCAGUUCCAAUGCCGCGAGCGCAAACGCUUCUGCAUCCUCUGCCUCCGCAUCACCUGCCCCAACAGCCAAACUGCUGCCCGCGUCGAAAAAGAAGCGGCCAGCGGUCAUGCCAUUGCCGCCAGGCCUGCUGCCCGCCAUGAGCGACAAUGCAGCAGCAAAGGCCGCGACCCCAGCUCCCGCUCCCAUGGAAGGAAUCGAGUCCACCACCAGCCGAGCACUAGCGCAGCCAGGUGAGGCCAGUGCCAUCCCGCAGAAGCGCGCACUCGACACGGAUUCGUCUGCAGCUGCCACCGACAGCAAGCAGUCCAAGCGCCCGCGAACAGAGAAGGGCGAGGAUUCUGCUGGCCUUGUCGCUCCCGAUCAGGGCGAGUCAGCAACCUUUUUGGUGCCACCUCGUGCGCGGUCGUCCUCCAGCACAGGCAGCGUCGAUCCUGCUUCUCUUCUCAUGUCACUCGCCACCACGAGUUCGACCGAGGCCGUCUCUUCCGCUCCCAAGGAGAAUCAACCUGAUGUAAAUCGCGCGACCACUGGCUCCAAGACUGAGCGCCGUUCGAGCGUAAAUGCAUCGGAGCUGGCCCCUGGCACAGCCAUGACGGUAGAGCCUGCCGGCGCGACCAACCCGUCCCGCGCAUCCUCGUUUCCAGAGCAACUGCGCACCUUUUUCAUUCGCCAAAUGCAAGAAACGCUGCGGUUUGUGUCCACCCAUUUAGAAACGGACAAUGAGGCGCGGAUGACCAUGCUGAAGGCGCGUUUGGCGGCGCUGGCAUCCAACACCAGCGAGCUCAAGCAGCAAAUCACCGCACAGCAGCAGCACGUCCAAUGGCUGCGCGACUUGCGUGAUGCGUUGCAAGCCGAGGUUGGCGAGCGUCAGCACGCCUCGGCAGUCUUGCGUCGCCACCGCACCGACUUGCUCGUCAUGUACGGCUUGCUUGAUCGAUCGGCGCUCGCCACGCUGGCGCCCGACCAGUUGGGUGCUGCUGUGGAUUUGGCUUGUCAAGCUGUUUUGCGCACGGACGAGUCCACCUCCACGUCGCCACACGACCUGCGCGUCGCGAUUCGGGACGCGCUUGUUCGAGCCGCGCAAGUCGAAGUUCCGCUGCCUUCGCUCCCUGCGAGUGGGUUUCCUGGUUCUCUUGGUGCCACAGCUGCGAGCUCGUCAACAACUGCGCUCACGCCUGGUGGUGGUCAGCCAACCGAGGCGACGACAACCCCGCACUUGACGCUGACUCUGAACGCCAGUGGAGCUCGAAUGAAUGUUGGAGGACCAGCGGCGUCUCCAUCAAGCCACUCGAACAAGGCAGCGAAGCGCAUGGCUGCAGCUGCGGCCGCCGCAGCUUCCGCCUCUGCACCAUCAGUAGGAGCCGGAGUUCCUACGGCGUCAACGAGCGCGCCCACUGCAAACCCUUCGGCUGCUCCCUUGACUGUGCUCCUUCCGCAACAGCCAUCUGGCACAGGCAUUCUCACCCCGAACGCGAAUGUGCACUACAUUCUGAACAUGCCUGCGGGAGGCACUUUGGGGACUCCGAUCGCUUCGCCGCGAGAUGCAGGGACCAUGUCCCUUCUUGGCGUCCCGCUGGCAAAAACUUCUUCGUAUGCGACAAUGGCUGAUUCUGCCACGACUACUUCGGCAGCAGGGCAACACGGAAUGUUGACUCAGGGCCAGCAUGUCUCUCCACCAAAGGCUGUUCAUUCUCAGGUCCUGCCGCAAGGCGGUUAUUCCCUGACUGUUCAGCAGCAGCAGCAUCUGCAGCAACAACUUCAGCAGCAGUUGCAACAGCAACAGCAACAGCAACAUCAGCAACAACAGCAACAGCAGCAGCAACCUCCGCAGCAGCAGCAACCACCGCAGCAGCAGCAGCCUGCCAUGCUGAUGCAACAGCACCAACCCAUCCACGGCUUCCCACCAGGUCAAGGCCAUUCGCAAAUUCCUCCACAGGUCUACCAGACACAGGCCCCGGCGCAAGUAAUGCAGUCGCAGCCGUAUGUAGUUUAUGGAAAUCGCCUUGUUCAAGGACCUCCACGAACCAUGUCACCCGUGCUUGGUCAACAGCUCCACGAGCGACAGUAUUCUUUGCAGCCAGCUCAGCCAGCGAUGCAGCCCCAGCUUGUGCAGGCAACCAUGCAGCCGCAGCAACAGCAGCAGCAGCAGCAGCAGCAGCAGUUGAUUCAAGCACAACAACAACAGCAACAACAACACCAACAGGUACAUCUGCAGCAAAUUCAGCAGCUGCAGCAGUUGCAGCAGCAGCUGCAAUCCCAGCGGCAUCUGGUCAUGGAACAGCAACAACUCCAGCAACAGCAUCAGCAGCAGCAGCAACAACAGCAGGCACACCAAGGUGCUCCACGAAUGUAGACCCCAUCAGGUUUAGGAGGAAUUGUCUCCUAACCAAAGCAUUUGUUUCAUAUCUCGUAUCUCGCUUUUUUGAAAACUUGUCAUUGCGUUCUUUGUUUCUUUCCUUUUCAUUUUCGGGCAUUUCUUUUUGUACACCACAAUCAUCACGUUUUCCUCGUUU